CCCGCUCCCGUGGGGCAGCCGGCACCGGGAGCCUUCCUGAAGGCGGUGGUGGAGGCGCUGGGCCUGGCCCCGGCCGUGCUGGUCAGCCCGUCGCUCAGCGGCAUGUACUCGCUGCCCUUCCUCUUCCAGCACGGGCACCUGCUGAAGGCCUACGUGCCCGUGGCGCCCAUCUGCACGGAGAAGUUUGAGGCGGAGCGGUACGCCGGUGUCCAGACACCCACCCUGAUUGUCUAUGGGGACCAGGACGUCGAGCUGGGCCAGGUCAGCCUCAGCAACCUGCGACACUUGGCCCGCCACCAGGUGCUGGUGCUGCAGGGCGCCGGGCACGCCUGCUACCUGGACAAGCCCGAGGAGUGGCACCGUGGGCUGCUGGCCUUCCUGCAGCAGUUGGAGUGAGUGGGAUGGGGAUGGCCAUCCUUGGCACCACCGCUUCGUCGGGACCAAAUAAAACCCUGAGAUGUGCUGCC
Meleagris gallopavo (turkey) is the source of this 467-nucleotide messenger RNA. The record is from RefSeq and is a predicted model, not a curated record. Lineage: Eukaryota; Metazoa; Chordata; Aves; Galliformes; Phasianidae.